AGCAAUUGGGCCAUUUUGGACGGAAACCCUAAAAUAGAAGAUUCACUGUCAUCCCUAAUCGAGGGUUUUCAGCGGGAACCUAAAGCAGGAAGCUCCAUCAUCGCAUUCAGUCUGCCAAAACCCUGUGUUCGGUUUGUUACACAAUUUACAAAGAAAAAGCUUAUUCAGAUACCUAAUCGGCGGCGGAAUCCGGUGGGAUGGGGAGAGAAUUGCAGAAGCAGCCGCAGCAAGAGAUGGCCUCCGCGGUGGAGCAGUUGCUCGCUGUGAAUCCUUACAAUCCCGACAUUCUCCCUGAUCUCGAAAACUACGUAAAUGAGCAGGUCUCGUCAGAAACGUACAGUUUAGAUGCCAAUCUAUGCCUUCUUCGCCUUUACCAGUUUGAGCCAGAGAGAAUGAGUACCCAAAUUGUGGCUCGCAUCCUGGUCAAGGCUCUGAUGGCAAUGCCAGCUCCGGAUUUCAGCCUGUGUCUCUUUUUAAUUCCAGAACGGGUGCAAAUGGAGGAUCAAUUCAAGACUUUGAUUAUACUUUCCCACUAUUUGGAGACUGGAAAGUUCCGUCAAUUCUGGGAUGAAGCUGCAAAGAACCGUCACAUAGUUGAAGCUGUGCCAGGUUUUGAGCAAGCAAUUCGAGCUUAUGCUGUCCAUGUUCUUUCCUUAACUUAUCAAAAGGUUUCUAGAUCUGUGCUUGCGGAGGCAAUCCAGAUUGAGGGCCUAUCUUUGGACAAAUUUCUUGAGCACCAAGUUACAAACUCUGGUUGGAUUCUUGAGAAAGGUCAUGGGAAGUGUCAACUUAUUGUUAUACCACCCAACGAAUUCAACCAUCCUGAACUGAAGAAGAAAUCAUCCGAUAGCAUUCCCUUGGAUCACAUUACGCGCAUCUUUCCGAUUCUUGGCUAAACUAAGCCGAUCACCGGUAACUAAUGCUGUUGCUUCUAUACAUUUCGUAUUUGUUCUCGUCGCUUCUUUUUCGGACUACUGUGGGGCUGCUGCUAUAUUAUUGUCCAAUUUUCCAAUUAUGCCAUAGAAAGGAGAUUACCCUUUAGGGCAGUUAGCUUGAUGUUUAUAUUUUGUACUUUAAUCAUGCCAUUUCAUAAUGGCCAUAAGGUCAUGAAGGGUGCGCCGUGGUCAUGAGGCGAGGCGCCCUGUGUAAGAUGGCUCUCCUAAUUUUGAGAAGUGUUUUGCUUAAAAUUAUUAUUGACCGUUCUUUGGUGUUGCAGACUUGAGUUCCCUAAAGAGCAUGUUUGGCUUA
Messenger RNA from Benincasa hispida (wax gourd), 1248 nucleotides. It is a transcript of the gene EIF3K, whose product is annotated as eukaryotic translation initiation factor 3K. Gene Ontology annotation, molecular function: translation initiation factor activity; ribosome binding. The record is from RefSeq and is a predicted model, not a curated record. Gene Ontology annotation, biological process: regulation of translational initiation. Gene Ontology annotation, cellular component: cytoplasm; eukaryotic translation initiation factor 3 complex. Lineage: Eukaryota; Viridiplantae; Streptophyta; Magnoliopsida; Cucurbitales; Cucurbitaceae.